AUGGCCAUCUUGUUCCCCCCAACCCCGAGCAUGAGCGUGGCCAUCUCCCCCCACCAGCAUGACCACGAUCACACCCAUAUUCCCUGCACGAGCGUGACUGUGAUCGCGACCGAUGAUGGGCGUGAUCGCGGGCGUGCUCGGGAGGGGAGUUGGUUUUUCCCUUUCCUGAGCAACUUCUGGCUCUACAAUGUUUCCAUGGAUGGCGUAUAUUUGGAUGAGAAGGGUGACCUGGCAGCUGACUUCGAUAUCGUGAACUGGACCAGGUUUCCCAAUGGUUCCAUCCAUAGAGAGACAAUCGGGAGAAUACGGAGGGGGGCCUCCUUCCUCAGGGAGGUCGUCAUCGAUGGAAACUUCACUGUGUAUUCCAGACUAUUUAACAAGCAUCCUGUGACCUUUGAGGAGGUGUCCGUGCAUUUCUCCGAGGAGGAGUGGGCACUGCAGGAUCCAGGCCAGAGGGCUCUGCACAAGGACAUCAUGGAGGAGAAUUGGAGGAAUCUUGCUUCUCAGGCAGACGGGAGCAAAAACAAUCAAGAAGGAGAACCGCAGAGAAGGCACAAAGCAGAGAAACCAUUUAAAUGUUCAGAGUGUGGAAAAAGCUUCAGCCAGAGAAUGCAUCUUACCAAUCAUCGAAGAAUCCACACGGGGGAGAAACCCUUCACCUGCUCAGAUUGUGGGAAGAGUUUCAACCAGAGCAAUACCCUCAUUUAUCAUCAAAGAAUCCAUACAGGGGAGAAGCCGUUUAAAUGCUCAGAGUGUGGAAAGAGCUUCAGUAGGAGCAGCAUUCUUAUUUAUCAUCAAAGAAUACACACAGGGGAGAAACCAUUUAAAUGUUCCGUGUGUGGAAAGAGCUUUGGCUGCAGCCGUACACUUGGUUUGCAUCACAGAACCCACACCGGUGAGAAGCCCUAUAAAUGUUCAGAGUGUGGGAAAAGCUUCAGCCAGAGUAGUACCCUUACUUCCCAUCAAAGAAUACACACAGGGGAGAAGCCAUAUACUUGCUCAGCGUGUGGAAAGACAUUCAGUCAUAGCAGUAACCUUACUUAUCAUCAGAGAACACACACUGGGGAGAAACCCUUUACAUGCUCAGUAUGUGGGAAGAGUUUCAGUUGUAGCCGAACCCGGGGUUUACACUACAGAACCCAUACAGGGGAGAAGCCAUACGUGUGCCUAGAAUGCGGAAAGAGCUUCAGUCACAGCAGUACCCUAACUAAUCAUGAAAGAAUCCAUACAGGAGAGAAGCCCUAUCAAUGUUCUGAGUGUGGAAAGGGAUUCAGUCAGAGAAGUAGCCUUACUUAUCAUCAAAGAAUCCACAAUGAGAUGCCACCAAAGAAUGCUCAGAGUGUGGAAAGAGCAAUGCUUAAUGAAAGCAAGGAAGAACAGUGUGGUGUAGUGGUCAGAGUGUUGGACUGGGACUGGGGAGACUCGAGUUCUAGUCCCCAGUGAUCCAUGCAGCUCACUUUGGACCAGUCUGACACUCAGCCCAACCUACCUCACAGGGUUGUUGUGAGGAUAAAAUGGAGAGGAGAAACAUUCCACUACCUUGGUCUCCUUGAAGGAAAAGUGGGAUAUAAAUGUAACAUUUACGUAACUCUCCUGUGAAUCCUUUUCCCUAGUGGGAUGAAAUACUUGAGGUGAAGCACAGAUCUUCACAUUUUUGACAACCCAAGUACAGAGAAAUUACAAAUGUUGAGCCUGUAAUACUGUUCUUCAUGAAAACAAUGAGUGAAUGUCAGAAAGAAACUUCAGCAGGUUUUCAAAACAUCUAAAUCCCA
Molecule: messenger RNA, 1772 nt
Organism: Varanus komodoensis (Komodo dragon)
Lineage: Eukaryota; Metazoa; Chordata; Lepidosauria; Squamata; Varanidae
Product: zinc finger protein OZF-like
Exons: 4
Coding region: 1-1443 (480 amino acids)
Biological process (GO): regulation of transcription by RNA polymerase II; central nervous system development
Cellular component (GO): nucleus
Molecular function (GO): RNA polymerase II cis-regulatory region sequence-specific DNA binding; DNA-binding transcription factor activity, RNA polymerase II-specific
Source: RefSeq, a predicted model, not a curated record